AUUCCGAACGCUCCCUCGAAAAACAAUGGAGGCAUCGAAUCCCUUACAAUGACUACGUCUAAAUACUUGGAUCAGUUUAACCCUGCAAAACCCACAUUCAAUUCAUUCUUCAGAUCCACCCUACCAAAACCUCGGCUUUCACAAACCAUAUUACAGCCUGCUCCGAGGCGGUACAAUCAUUUCAUAGCUGUCAGCAUGGCAUCCGACAUGGGAAACACUGAUGAUGUGUUAGUCCAAUAUGUGGUGAUGAGAAGGGAUCUGAUUGACAGCUGGCCAAUGGGUAGUGUCAUCACUCAGGGUUGCCAUGCUUCUGUUGCUGCUGUUUGGAUGAAUAGGGAGGAUCAUUAUACCACCAAGUACUGUGGGGAUGAUAAUCUGGACAAAAUGCACAAGGUCACUCUCGAAGUAAAAGGGGAAGCUCAGCUUGUCAACUUGUCAGAGAAGCUUAAAGGAGCUGAGAUUGGUCACAAACUAUGGAUUGAACAACCAGAAAAUAUACCUACUUGUUUGGCAACUAAACCUUAUCCAAAAACUCUAGUUGCUCCUUUUUUCAAGAAGUUGAAGCUUUGUAAGUGAAAUGAACAUUCAUUUUGUGUAUGGUUUGUUGCAAUACCCCACAGAAUGUUGAGCUCAAAUCCUCUUCAAUUUAUCACUUAAAAUUCAUUCUUUGUGGUCAAUCAUUUA
This is a messenger RNA of Cryptomeria japonica (Japanese cedar), 684 nucleotides long. RefSeq lists its product as uncharacterized. Lineage: Eukaryota; Viridiplantae; Streptophyta; Pinopsida; Cupressales; Cupressaceae. Gene Ontology annotation, molecular function: peptidyl-tRNA hydrolase activity. The transcript is spliced from 2 exons. The record is from RefSeq and is a predicted model, not a curated record. Bases 49 to 576 code for a protein of 175 amino acids.